Pantherophis guttatus is the source of this 5836-nucleotide messenger RNA. RefSeq names its product malic enzyme 3 (gene ME3). NCBI's taxonomy places the organism in Eukaryota, Metazoa, Chordata, Lepidosauria, Squamata, Colubridae. Gene Ontology annotation, molecular function: NAD binding; malate dehydrogenase (decarboxylating) (NADP+) activity. Gene Ontology annotation, cellular component: mitochondrion. Gene Ontology annotation, biological process: malate metabolic process; pyruvate metabolic process. The record is from RefSeq and is a predicted model, not a curated record.
CUUCGGGUUGCCAAGAUCGGCGGCCGAUCUGCUUCCUGGGGUUUCCUUUCGCUUUCCGAAGAUCGCCUCCAGGCUGCUUAUAUUGGGCGCGCUCUUGACGAUCCGGCCAAGGGAAGCUUUUAGGAACGGAAGUGCUGGAUCUCCUCCACAGCAGGACCAUCCAUGAUGCUGAAGUCCUUGAGAAGCAGAGGCGGUGGCAGCCUCUUUCGACUGCUGGGGGUCACGCCCGGGCUCCAAGUUGGCAGUUUGCCCCCCAAUAGGUCCUGCUCUUCCAGAGAGUGCCCUCCUUCAGCCACCAAAGUGAUGGGGAUUAAGAAGAGGGGCUAUGACAUCACCAGGAAUCCCCAGCUCAACAAGGGUAUGGCUUUCACCCUUCAAGAGAGGCUCCAGCUGGGAAUACAUGGUCUUCUUCCACCUUGCUUCCUGAGCCAAGAUGUCCAAGUUCUACGGGUCCUGAAAAGCUACGAGACCAAAGCCAAUGAUCUAGACAAGUACAUCAUCCUCAUGACUUUGCAGGACAGAAACGAGAAACUGUUUUACCGGGUGCUCACAUCCGACAUAGAAAGAUUUAUGCCAAUAGUGUAUACGCCGACUGUUGGAUUGGCUUGCCAGUUGUAUGGCCUGGCCUUCAGACGGCCUCGUGGCCUAUUCAUUACCAUUCAUGACAAAGGACACAUUUCCACAAUGCUGAAUUCCUGGCCUGAAGACAACAUAAAGGCUGUUGUGGUGACCGACGGAGAAAGAAUUUUAGGCUUGGGCGAUCUAGGAAGCUACGGGAUGGGCAUCCCAGUAGGAAAACUCGCACUCUACACCGCUUGUGGUGGCGUUCACCCGCAGCAUUGCCUCCCCGUUCUUCUGGAUGUUGGCACAGACAACGAGGCGCUCCUGAAUGACCCGCUCUACAUUGGCCUCAAACAUAAGCGAGUUCGUGGGAAACAGUACGAUGACUUGCUGGAUGAGUUUAUGCAAGCGGUUGCUGACAAGUACGGAAUGAACUGUCUCAUUCAGUUUGAAGACUUUGCCAAUGCCAACGCGUUCCGACUGCUCAACAAAUAUCGCAACCGUUACUGCACUUUCAACGAUGACAUUCAAGGAACUGCCUCUGUUGCUGUAGCCGGAAUCUUUGCAGCCUUAAGAAUUACAAAGAACAAGCUUUCUGAUAAUAAAUUUGUCUUCCAAGGAGCUGGAGAGGCUGCUUUGGGUAUUGCUCACCUCAUAGUGAUGGCACUAGAGAAAGAAGAAAUUCCCAGAGAAGAAGCUGUUAAGAAAAUCUGGAUGGUGGACUCCAAAGGACUCAUUGUCAAGGGCAGGAGUCAUCUGAACCACGAGAAGGAGAUGUUUGCUCAUGACCAUCCCACUGUGAAGACACUGGAGGAAGUGGUGCAGACAAUAAAACCAACAGCCAUUAUUGGGGUGGCGGCUGUGGCAGGUGCUUUCACUCCCCGGAUUUUGAAGGACAUGGGGACCUUCAAUGAGAAGCCCAUCGUGUUUGCCCUCAGCAACCCAACGAGCAAAGCAGAAUGCACUGCCGAAGACUGUUACCGUUUGACAGACGGCCGUGCCAUAUUUGCUAGCGGGAGCCCGUUUCCAAAGGUAACCCUCUCCGAUGGACAGACCUUCUUCCCUGGCCAAGGGAACAACGCCUACGUUUUCCCCGGAGUCGCUCUAGGAAUCAUCGCUUGUGGAGUCCGUCACAUCACCGAGGAAAUCUUUCUCGCCACAGCAGAGGCAAUUGCACAAGAGGUGACAGAGGAAAACCUGGCUGAAGGAAGGCUCUAUCCACCUUUGAGCUCGAUUCGAGACGUGUCCUUCAAAAUUGCCGUUAAAGUGGUUGACUAUGCCUACAAACACAACUUGGCCUCCUGGUAUCCAGAACCAGAGGACAAAGAAGCAUUCGUGAAAAACCUCAUAUACAGCCCUGACUAUGAUUCCUUCAUUAUCGAUAAUUAUCAGUGGCCGCAGGAAGCCAUGAAGACUCAAAAUAUUUGAUAUUUCUUUUUUGUGAAGGUGGGCAAGAAAAAUCUUCAAGCAGCUGUGAACCUUAAGGAUGCUAAGGUGUCUUGAUCUUCAAACCUUGUAGGAUCUUCAGUUAUUUUUUAUGAGCAGCUUCCUUUUUUAAAAAAAAAAAGCAAAAAAAAUCUGAGCCGGAAAUCAUACUGAGUAAACAAGGACCAAUUAUGCCAUCAGCGCCCAGUGCACGGAUAUGAUUAGAUGAAAUUUAGAAGGUUCCGUACUCUUGAAUCUCCUUUCGCAACUCAAACUGACCUUCCCUAAUCUGGUCCUUUCCCAAUGUAUUAGAACUUCCGCUCCUCAAAUUCCCUAUCGGCAUGGUUCCCUUCCAGGUUGAAGAAGGCUGGAUUAGGAAUUUCUGCAGAGUUCAUAGAAAAUACUUUUGCUAGAUGACUUCAUAUCUAUUAAGAUGUAAUUCAGGGAUGAAAUCCAGCAGGUACUGACAGGUUCUGGACAACUGGUAGCGGAAAUUUUGAGCAGUUCGGCGAACCGGUAGCGGAAAUUAUGAGUAGUUCGGAGAACUGGCAAAUACCACCUCUGCCUGGCCCCCAGAGUAGGGUGGGAAUGGAGAUUUUGCAAUAUCCUUCCCCCAGGAGUGGGGAGGGAAUGGAGAUUUUGCAGUAUUCUUCCUCUGCCACGCCCACCAUGCCACGCCCACCAAGCCACACCCACAGAACCGGUCGUAAAAAAAUUUGAAUUUCACCUCUGGUGUAAUUGCUAUGGCCUUUCUCAAGGUUACCAUUCAUGGGUUUAGGAGAAUGUAACUGUUUCAUAAUGACCAUGGAACGGCCAUUGGGCAUACAGUUCAGAAGUGACUUCUUGCCCAGAGUUCUGCAUGGCUUCUACCAGUCUUAGCAACUAUCCCCAGGGCCAGUGGUGGGUUUCACUUACCUUUGCUACCGGUUCACUCGCGCAUGCGCAGAGCGUAUUUGGGUGGAACCUCCCGCUGCCGCUACUACCGGUUCACUAGAACCGGGGCAAACUGGUAGCAGCCCACCACUGCCCAGGGCCCUGAUUCUAACCCUGAUCCUCAUUAGAGAUCUGGAUGGUGUUAUUUUAGCAGUUAUGCAGAAUUCUCACUAACCCAAUUUAUUGAAAAAUUUCCAGGUAACUGGGAUUCCUUUACCCAGUUUAUAUCUUGUUACCAUACAACAAUGAAAGUUCUACCAAACUCACUAUGUUUGGGUUGGCAGCACAGACUAACUCAAGAAGCACUCCAAGUGCAUGUUGACACAAUAACAUAUAUCCAUGGUUAAUUAAGUCCUGAUUUACUCAAGUAUCCCAAAUGUGUAAAUUGCAUGAUACGCUGAAAGAUUAUAAUGGCAUAGGGUGGAUUCAUGCAACAUAUAAAAAUAGAGUUAACCAUUUCAUGCUCCAGUGUUGACUAUAGGUAGCCCAGGGGUGAAAUGCUACCUGUUUGGACCGGUUUGCCCAAACUGGUAGUAAUAAAAGCUACCGGUUCAAGUGAACCAGUAGUAAAAAAAAUGCUACCAGUUCGGACGAACUGGUAUUUCCAACGAUCAGCUGUGCCUCGCGAUUUAUAUUCACUAGAAAGCAGGAAAUCCUGCGAAUCUAAAUCGCGCGGCACAGCUGUUCCCCCCCCCCUUGCUGUUCUACUUACCUUAGAAAAGGCUUCUUAAUCCUCCUUUUUCAGCGCUGCGCAGUAGCAUCUGUGGUGCACCUGCGCGUGGAGCAUGCAUUUGGCGCACCCACGCAUGCGCACUGAACCGGUAGCAAAGUGAACCGGUAGCAGACUUUGGAGCAUUUCACCACUGAGGUAGUCCUCAACUUACAACAGCAAUUGGGGCUGCCAUUUAUCUCACUAAAACGGGACCUCAUAGUUUAGCAACAGCAAUCCCUGGAGUCCUGGUUGCCUUUGUUAACCAAAUCUCACAGUUAUUAGAUGAGACAAUUUCCUGCCAGUUUCCCGCAACCAAAGUGAGUAGGGAAGCUGGGAGGGAAUUGUAAAUCCUGGGCCAGCAAGCAGCUAAGAGGCUUCUGCUGAGUAGAGGGAGGUAGAAGGGAUGUGGGAAGGAUGCCUGGGCCAGAGAAACUUAACCCAGCAACUUGCAACCCUUCCUGUUGGCUUCCCCAUUGACUUUCUGGGGAAGCCAGCGGGGAAGGUUCCAAAUGGCAAUCGUAUGAUUGUGCGCUCUGCAACUGGUUGUAAGUGCAAACUGGUUGCCGAGGGCCCAGAUCAUGAUCAUGUGACUGUGGAAAAUGCUGGAACAACCAGAAUUCUAAGGAUCCAUCAUAAUCACCAUUCAUUCAGCGUUGUUCAAACUUCAAACGGUUGCUGAAUGAAUGAAUCUAAGUUGAGGACUAUCUGUAGCUAACACGGUUUUAAAAAGGGGUUUACAGGGGUUUUUGAUGGUGACUAUAGACUAGAGUUUCCCAACCUUAGCGACUUUAAGAUGUGUGGACUUCCAAUCCCCAUCAAGGCUGGUUGGGGAAUUCUGGGAGUUGAAGUCCACAUGUCUUAAAGUUGUCAAGAUUGGGAGACACACUGCUAUAAAUUAUAGCUUUUUUUCCCAGGCCUGUUCUGUAGAAAUAGCACUCAAGUAUCUGAAGAGUUCCGGUUAGAGCUUAGGAUAGAGUUAAGCGUGAGGAUUUUAAGCUAGUCUUCAGACCUUCCCAUUAAGGAUGAUCCAGUCUUAAAGAAAUGGAUGUAACCUUUCUAAUAAAAGAUGAACUCGCAAUUUCAACCUUGAGCGUUGAGAAAGAAAAGCGAAGUCUUCCUCCAAAUUUCAUUUGUAUUUUAUUUUGGUAGCCAAGGAACCCAUAGGGAACGUCCUGCAGAGCUCCCCUUAGCUGUGUCAAGCUUAAACCGUGAGAUAAUCACUACUAUGUCUUGGGAAAAAUAUUCAUCUGUUAAUUCUUAUGCCUCCCCCUCAAACACAACCAAGAAAUUGUAAUCUCAGGGACUAUUUUAUUUUAUUUUUUGCUUUAAUGGUAUUUAUUGUAUUUAAAACCAUGAGCGGCAUGGUGGCCUAGUGGUAAAGAUGCUCGCCUCCCACUUGCAAGGUUGAGAGUUCCAAUCCUAGAUAGCGGCAGAUAUUUUUCUCUCUCUGGGCGCAAAGAGAAAAUAUCUGCUGUGAGCUCUGCAUAGGCAUCAGGAAGGGCAUCCGGCCAGUAAAUGCCCAGUCACCCAGAUUCUACCCUGAAUUAAGGGAUUAUAAGAUUGUAAAAAGGGAUUGUUGAAUUUAAAAUCAUAGAGUUAGAACACUCUAAGUUCAGGCUUCAAAAUCCACCCCCUGACCAAAACAGGAAUCCAGAUUAGAGCACUCCAGACAGAUAGAUGUCCAGCGUCUCCUUGUACUGUAUACCCUUAACCCAAAGUGCCACCGUCUUCUCUGGUUGGCUGGACCCCAUCAGAGGAAAUAUGCCAGUGAAGAAGUUUUCCCCAACCUUGGCAACUUUAGGAUGUGCGGACUUCAACUCCCAGAAUUCCCCAGCAGAUUGCUGAGGAAUUCUGGGAGUUGAAGUUCACACAUCUUAAAGUUGCCAAGAUUGGGUGAACCUGCUAUAAAGGAAAAGAAGCAGCAGGUACUUCUGCCAAAGCUAAAAGCUUUAUGCGUCCUCCUCAGGUGAUGCUUCACCUCAUUGGUCAUUCAUCAAAUGUUGAUUGUCAUUCCUUCCAAUGGAUCUUGCUAAAUCAGGCCCAAAGUAGAAUCUAGCUAGUAUUCUGUAUUUAACCAUCGUAGGCAUGGUGUUUUAAAAGAAUUGUUUUUCUUCACUGUUUCACAUGCAGCUACUGUAAUCAGCAACUGGUCUUCCAUUUUUGUUCUAUUCCUGAAGUGAUAAAAAGGCCGCAGGAAGUUCAAAA